Messenger RNA from Acyrthosiphon pisum (pea aphid), 973 nucleotides. RefSeq lists its product as uncharacterized. The transcript is spliced from 7 exons. The record is from RefSeq and is a predicted model, not a curated record. The coding region runs from base 436 to 831 and encodes 131 amino acids. Lineage: Eukaryota; Metazoa; Arthropoda; Insecta; Hemiptera; Aphididae.
AUUCUGUUGUAUGACAUCAAACGGUGUAUUGCAAAAACCAUGAAGUCUGCAAAACGAAUAUUAUUAUCAAGCGUGACGAUUUUUCAGUGUUUAAAAUUAACAUUUGCGCUCCAAUUAAAUAUCCCGAAACCCGAUACAGUCUACCUGAGUGUGCCAGCCAAUCAAUAUAAUAAUAUCCAAUGGCUGGAAAAUCCUAACUAUAUGAAAUCGACGUGUGGGACGUUCGCGGCUUACGAGACCAAACGGUAGAAAAGUUGUCGGGAGAUGGUAUACCAUUUACGUGUCAAAUAUUCCAUCAACCACGGAUUAUUGUAGUCAAUUUACAAGUGAAUAUCGUAUACCAAAAUUGUUGUUAUAAACUAUGUCCGAAGCCCGUGCAGAUGUAGUGGAAUUGAUUUUACAAUUGCUAUAGAAGAUAGUGUUAUUUCAUUUGUCAUGUUUUCGACGAACACAGAAGAAAAAUCCGUAACUUAUCAGUUGGCAACAGCUUCAUUCUUCGGAAGUCGACAUUUAAACAUGAAUCAAAUAAUACUACGAAGUUUUGUGUUAAAAUCCAACGCGAAGAUAACAGGACUAGGAGGCUUUAUAAUUCCACACGGUGUUAUCGUCGAUUCUGAUGAUUUCAAGUCUUACAUAAUCAUGGUGUUCUGCAAAGAAAGAGCGGUGAAACCUAUUGUUAUGAUUCUCGUAAAUGCACUACCUAUAUCUGAAAAAAUCACGAACAAAACUUUAAAAUAUUUAAAUGACAAUCAAUUCGAUACUAAGUUGUUUCAGGUCCGUCACCAUCAUUGUAAGCAUGGUCAAAAUAUUGUUGGAUACGAAUAUGAUUAACAUUUUAAUUUUAUAAAUUUACUUUAAUAUCUCCACAAAUUUGUGUACAGUGUUAGAAUUAUUAAAUUACAUUUAAAAAUUACGUAAAAUGUUUGUGAUAUACACAAUAUAAAAACACGUUUGGAAAUUAAUAAAAUUGCAU